Gallus gallus (chicken) is the source of this 13461-nucleotide messenger RNA. It is a transcript of the gene CNOT4, whose product is annotated as CCR4-NOT transcription complex subunit 4. The transcript has 13 exons. Bases 9799 to 12378 code for a protein of 859 amino acids. Gene Ontology annotation, molecular function: RNA binding; ubiquitin-protein transferase activity; metal ion binding. Gene Ontology annotation, biological process: protein ubiquitination. Gene Ontology annotation, cellular component: CCR4-NOT complex. The record is from RefSeq and is a predicted model, not a curated record. NCBI's taxonomy places the organism in Eukaryota, Metazoa, Chordata, Aves, Galliformes, Phasianidae.
GAGGAGGGGGUGGGAGUGAAGUACGUACUGAUCCACACUGGGUGUGUGGGGAAAGUGCUCAACUGCUUUUCUUCCAUCUACAUUCUCUACAAAUGUAAUGAAUGAAGACAGGUAUAAGUGGCUACAGAAAUACCUAUCUGUUCGAGACCUAAAGCUUCACUGUGAUCUGUAGAAGUUUGGGCUGUUGGAUGGUUCAAAAAUAGAAACUCUCUCCUCUGAACAGCUACUGCUUCAUUACAUAUGACUUUAUUCUUUUACUUUCUUUUGAUGAAAUCUAGAAUUCGUUUUCAGUAUCUUAUUCAUUAAAAAAAAAAAAAAGUGUCCUCUGAGAGCUCCUAAACUAGCAUCAAAAGAAAGGCCAAAACUUGCUAGGUCAAAAUCAAUUUUUAUAGGUCAUCUCACCUUAUAGUUAAUGAGUGCAUUUCCCCCAUCAGUAUGAAAUGUAGGGGCCCCUAAACUGCUAGAAUUGCUUAAAAGCCCUAGUCCAAAUGAAAAAGGGACCCAGUAACAUUAAUCCAAUUUGUCUUGUGACUUAAUCUUGCUGCUGUUUAUUGUACAACUGCUGCUCCUCUGAAGCAGCCCCCUUUACAUAUGCUUCAGCUGUUUGUUUAGCAAGUUCAGUCCCUCCUCCUAAGACAGUAGGUUUCCCUUCUACAUAACUUCAUCUUUAGUUAAGGGUCAAGGAAGUUGUAACUGAGGAACCGUGUUUGAAAAGGUGUAGCUGCUUCUUGUCUCUUAAAGCUUCUUUGCUAAUACUUUCAUUUAGUGAAGUGUAUACUUAACAUAUUAAUGUUGUGGUUUCAGUUAUUGGUGAGCUGGUUCUAGAGCGCUAGGUGGUAAGCCUGAAAAUAGAGGAUGAUGAUCACUGGUGGCUUUCUUUAGCAUAACUGUUAGUGUAUGUUGAAAAUAAGAAAGAACAGCUGGGAAACUUAAGGGAAUGCCAGCUAAAAAAUCAUCAAGGCUGUCUUCUGCACAUAGGUAGUCAUCUUCUGGCUCACGUACAGUUUCUUUUGUCUCAGAUAGUAGUUACAACUGUAAGCGUGCUCUGAGGUAGGUCCAUUCUCUUGUUGACAUCAGUGUAGUGGCUUCCUGCUCUAAUUGAGCCCUCUUAAAGCCAUUAAUUUCUUCUUGCUUAUGGUCUCAUUUUGAUUUAACCUUCCAGGCUCGUGAUUCCCUGGGGGUGGGGCAGUGGCAUACCUUGUACAACAACUAUUGCUCUGGUUACUACUAUAUAAAUACAUAGCACAGUGAAACUUGGUAAGAACCAGCUGCGUUGUGUGACCAUAUGACUCCUUGACAGCAUUAAGAAAACACCUUACCUCAGCUGGAAUCUGCUUUGAAAUGAUUCUGUAGACAGCAGUGUCUUUUUCUGGGCGAGAAAUUAGAGAGCAUCCUCUAAGUCAGACCUGCCAACAGUGUAAAUGUUGGUGAGGCUUCCUUACUGUUGUAUUCCUCUUGUAUAUUUUUUCCUUUAAAAAUAAAAAAUAAAAACAUGGCUGUUAGACUUCUCUCAAGGCAGUUAUUUGAAUCUUGUGUGUCCUCUGGUUAGUUUACAUCUGACAUGAGCUCAAGCUUCUGAAGGUACCAAAUUCAGUUGCUUUUGCUCAGUAAGAAUUCAGAGCUGUCUGUUAGCCUGGGAGGAAGCAAAUAAAACCUGUGAAGUAAAGCCACAGCACUUAAAGAAUAUGCUGGGCAAGUGCAUUUGCAGUGCAGUUGAGCUUCUAUGCUUUUUAUAGUGUAUCUAUCAUAGUCUGGCAGAUUCUUUUUUUUUUUUUUUUGGAGAUUGAGUUCAGUGUUUUGUACAUAUCUAAUAACUUCUUGAAUUCACCUAUGUGAACGAAAGCAGUUCCACAUAAAUUAGUGCAAGGAAUUUAUCUAAAAAACGGUACUCUACAUUUCACUGAAGUUUGUGGAAGUUGGUGCUCUGCUUUUGAGUGUUUCUGUUUUAGAAUAUGUAUAGUUCUUCUUUCUGCCCAGCCUUUUUAGAAAACAAUCUGGAGAAUGAUGUCCCUAGGAUACUUCUUGAUGUUCUCCCUUUUUUUUUUAAGACAGCUGUUUUGUAGGUGACUGUCUCUAGAAUUUGUUUGAAGAUAGCCUUUAUGCUGUAGUAAACAACUAUGUACUCUUCCCCAUUGAGUUAAAGAUGCUUCCCUGAAUGCAAAUCCUGAUAUUCCUCAAUGUUGUUUAGUAACAGAUAUGUAUUUCCCUGAACAGCAGAAGAUUGUAGCUCGUGUACCAGACAUGUGGGAGGCAGGAUUUAUGAUAGCUUUGUGCAGUACUCUCUCAAGAUCAUCUCUCUGGAUUUAUAGCAGUUGUGUGGAGUGAGAGUGAUAGGAAGAUUCUUCCAUCCUCUGAAGCUUACCCUGCCUCUAGGUUGAAUGUAUGAAGUUUGGUUUGCUUUCUGAAAUAUAAUUCUUUUUUUCAAAAAAAGAAAAAUGAUGUCUAUAGUAAAGCUUCAACUUUAAUCAGUUUUAGACUUGACUACUUGAAAGUGUGUAUGCCUUCUGAUUGUUAACCUGUGAAUUCUUGAAGCUUGCUAGUAUUUAUCGUAUUGGAGAUGCGACCUUCUCUUGUAGGCAUUGAUGCAAUGUUCUUAUCUGGAGUCUUUAAGCUCCCAUCUCCAGUUAGAAUAAAAAUUUCAAAUUAUUCCAAGUCCUACCAAAUUUCUGCUCAAAGGAAUUGAACUUGGUUCCUUGUAGUGUAACUUACCCAGAUUGUCUUGUGAUUGUAGUUAAAGCCUUUAUCUUCAUUUGUAUACUGUCUUAGAAUUUCUUAUCCUUAAUUCUCUUUGGUAAAAGUGAAUGGUAAUUGAUAAUUUCUGAGACUUGUUGUCUCAAAUGCCUAGGCUCUGCUCUGCAUUGUUUUUGUUGCAGUGACAAUCUUGUUAGGCAAAGAAAUGCUGAGUUAAGUGUAAUAUUUCAUUUUCUAAAAGGUAUAUUUUAUAGAAAACUAAGACGUAUGCUAAAUUAGUAGAAAAGCUAGGAAGUGAGUGGCUACUUCUGAAGUAGAUUUUACUCUGGAAUUACUAGUUAUUCUCCUUUUUGCCCCAGCAGUGUCUUCAGGAGAUGUGAGGUUCUGAACUACAACCUGGUCAAAAGUGAACAGGGAGAAUAAACUUUUUAGGGGGAAGUUGUUAUGUUUAAGCUCUUGAUAUGGUUCCAGUUUAAUGUGAGAUGUCUUUUUUGUUCUUUUCCCUACAAAGUAAAACUUAAAACAUUCUUUUAAAAAACCAGUAAUAGUCCCAAAAUGUGUUUGAGUGUGGCUAUGACAAGGUAGACAUUUAUGCUUUCACUGUUGUGUGAGCUGUGACAGUGAAUCUUUUGAAGCAGCAUCCUACUGUUGUCUGUCUCAAAAGUGACCUAAGCACAGUGUUCUUAUUUUCCAUGGUUAAACCAAACUGAGUCAAUGUUUUUCUUUGGCCAGUAGAACAAAUGUGUCACUGGUUUUAUUUGAUACUCCAUUUUAGCUAGUUGUGCCGGUGUUCUACCCAGCUAAUUCCUCUAAGUUGCUAAGAGAUAGUUUAAUGUGUGGAAUGAAAUCUACUGAAGAAUUCCAGAUUUUGGAGAAGACCUGUCCUUUGGCACUUUCACCAUAAGACAAGAAAUAGGUGGUAAUUAGACCUUUGGUUUGUUUCAGUAGUAUCACAAAUCUGGAGACAGUGCUGUAUUUGCAGUCACCUUUACCUUCCAGAUAUACUUACACAACAAAAAAAGUUGAACUGCUUCAAUUGUGCAUUUUAUUGUUACUUUGCUGUUGCUAGCCACAGGGGCUAAAGCUUCAGUUACUUGUGCACUCUUGAGAAGUUCUAAAUGUAGGUGCUUAAGUGUAGAUAUUGUGUCCAUUUAAAGUAAAAACGGACUUGUAUAUGUUAAACUUCUGCUGUAACUUAAUAGUUCUGCUGUAACACAUGGAUUUACGCACUAAGACGGUUCCAUUGUGUGACAGCAAUCUUUAUACUUUAUUAGAAGAUUCUUUAGUGUAACUUUUUGCACCUGAUAUUGCACAUGCAGGCUUGAAUCUGUGAUUCAAGAGUAUUUUUAAAUAUCCUUACAGUUAAUAGAUAAAUUCCAUUGCAUGAAGUUAGAUACUACUAAAAUGUUUGAAGGAAUCAAGGCAUUAAUUUUUAGUGUUUUGUUUUCUGCCUUAAGUGCUGUAUAAAUUCAAGUUCUAAUGCACUGCUGUGUUGCCUGAGGUUUAAACUGAAAGUAUAGGCAAGUUAUUCAUCUAAUAUUACUGUAUUUCCAAGCCGUUAAGUGCUCCUUUGCCCCUGGUUAACAAACUGACUUGGCUACUCUGUGGUAAGAGGUAAGCAUUGUCACUUUUGCAGAAGUCAAGUUUGCUUUCCUCACAUGACUCUAAAGAUAGCAAGUGAGUCAAUGUCUGAAGCAGUGGCUGUGCUGUUUCUCAAGUUUUAGAAUGAGGUUGAAGGGACUGAACAAUUAUUUCUUCUGCUGUACAAUUCUUGGUAGCUCAGGAAUACGGAAUGGUUUUUAAGUAGGUGCAAGGUCUUCUUUGUAUUAAUUGAGGGUUUAUUUAAAAAAAAAAAAGAAAAAGAACAAACUCCUUGGAUUAGGAGUACAGACCUUGCUCUGAUAGAAUCAUAGAAUCAUUCGAGUUGGAACCUUUAAAGCCCAUCUGAUCCAACCCUCCUGCAACGAACAGGGACACCUACAGCUCAGUCAGGGUGCUGAGAGCCCCUCCAGCCUGACCUUGGAUGUCUCCAGGGGUGAGACAUCCACCACCUCUCUGGGCAACCUGUGCCGGUGCUUUACUACCUUUACUGUUUUUGUUUGUUUUUGUUUUUUAAGUUUCCUUAUACUCAAUCUAAAUUUCUCACUUUUAGUUUGAAACCAUUUCUCCUUGUCCUGUCACAACAGACCCUGCUAAAGAAUGUCCUUUUCUUUCUUAUAGCUCUCUGUUAGAUAUUGAAAGGCUGCUCUCAGAUCUCUCCAUAGCCUUCAGCAUAUGUCUGCUCUCCUUCAGCUAGGAAUGAAAGAAGGAAAGGGAGGCUUCUCUGAGAAGUGUAGAGAAGGUUUCCUGUCAGUUUUAUUUUAGUUUUAUUUUAUUUUUAAUGAUUGAUCUAGUGAUUUUAAUGAUAAACAUUGCUGUUUAGCUUUAGCUCUCUCAUCAUUCUUUUGAGGAAAAAGAGAUGGAAGACAUCUUGGUUAUGGGAUUUCCCAGUAGCUAACUAUUUCUUAUUUUACUUGCUUCACCCGGGAGUGUCUGUGUAUAAAUAGCUAAUACUGUCUCAAAGUAUCUUACCAUUAGCUUGUUCAAUUACUUUGGUGGACUGAAUGGAAUAUUUGGGAAACUGACGUAAACUUUUAUUUAUAAUUGUCACUAGGGCAGUGUGACUUCCCAGAACACUAGAGUGCUUGUGGCUCUUCUGUUAUUUCGCUUUAUUACUUUAUGGUUUAGAUAUCAGCCCUAGUAAUGUAUUCUUAUUUUCUCCUUGAGAAAAAAAAAAUCCUCAGAGUACGCAUAGAGAUUCUUUCUUAGUUUCUGUGGAUCUUAUUUACUUCUUCUGAUAUAUCCAAGUAUACAUAUGUAUUGACUGUAGAAAUCAUACUCAGCAGAGCUGUUGUACAGUUGUGGGUCCUGCUAGUCUCUGGGGAAGUGCAGUGUUGGAGAGCAAUACUGACUCUGAUUCAAACUUCAUAUUGUAAUGUAUGACUUGUGCUUGUCAUGUGCAUCUGGUAGAACUACUUUGCUGAAAUUCUAUCGAUUUGUUUAACAUCAGUAUGUAUCAGUAAGCUGGUACUCUUAUCAAUGCUGAUUUCAGGCAUUACAGUAUAAGAGGGUGUCAAGACUAGAGCAGGUUCAGUGGAGAGCCAUCAAAGCGAUCCAGCCACUUUAAUGUCCUCUUACACCAGGUGAGAAGAGGUGAAGGGACGUCUUCAGCCUGGAGAAUGGACUUCAGUAAAGGGAGAGCUAAUAGUGACCACUAAUAACUGUGGGCAGGCUGUUGAAAAUACUGACCAGGCUCUUCACAGUAUGUGGAGGAUGGGGUGGGCAAGAGACGGCAGGAUUGAGUAAAAUAUUGGAUUUAAGAAUAAUGUUUCACAGUGAAGAUGUCAACCAUCGAAGCAGGUUGCUGGAGGAAUUUGCAGUGUCUAUGUUUGACUACUUCAGUUAUCCAGAUAGACAAAGCCCUGAGUAGUCUGGACUGAUCUUGCUGACUAUGCUUUGAGCAGGAGGUUGAUUAGAGAGCCUUUUAUUUUCUUUCCAGCCUGAAUGAUUCUGUGAUGCUAUAACAGAAUAGGCACAAAAACUCAAAUUCAUAAAUAGGAAGCUGUCUGUGCUGGCAUUUGAAACCAAGUAUCAGUUCUGAGCCUAUGUUAAGAGCAUUAAUGUUGAUAUUGUGGGUUCAGCGGAAGCACAAGAAGGUUUUUAAACUUCAAGGAACUCCUUGAAGUAAACACUGGAGCUUAUGGGUGUAAUACAGAAAAUUGCUGAAUUUCUUUCUCUGGAUAAGUGUUUUAUUUAAAAAAAAAAAAAAAAUCAAGAAGCCUGAGCUGAUUGCUUAAAAAUUCAGUAAUUCAGUGCUUGAAUUCUCGGAAAUGAAGAAACUGUUGCAUACACUGUCCAUGGUACUGCAGGUGCAGCCUGUGCCCCUCUGCAGCUUUAGUGAGCCUGAGAAUGCAGCAGUAGCAGUGGUGGUGGGACUGAAGAUGGAUAGGGUAUGUGUGUGUGUGUGUGUGAGUGUGAUUUCUCUUCUUUGUUUUUGUCUCCUGUAAGGUUUUCUUCUCACUUGCCCUUUGAGCUAAUAUUUCUGUUUGAAGUCUCAGGAGUAGUAACAGCCCUGUUUGUGGCAAAAUGCUGGGUUUUGUAGUUGUCUGCUAUGUAAAGCAUGAGAAAGUGAGCGCACUUCUCUUCUGUUGGUUAAAAAGCACAAUUUUAUUGUAGAUAAUCCAAAAUAACUUCUACUUGUAACUAGAAGUAUACCACAAUUUGUCUUACAGCAGAAUUUAAAGUCUCAAUUUUCUGCUUAAACCAGAACCUUUAAGUACAUUGCUAGUGAUCUGCAGAGUUAUGAAUCAACAAAUAAAAUGUAAAGUUAGCUGUCGAACAUUGCUCUGGUGGUACAUAGCUUCUGCAGUGUCCCCUGGGAGCAUGCAAGCAAGAAAGGAAAUCUAGUCCUAGCACCCAAAAUGUAAUUCUCUUGUUCCUUGAGCUGUGCCUAUAGAUAUUUAUAAUAGUUACUUUAGGCCUUACAGGUAUUCUUUUUUCACGCUUAGGAAUUUUCUUUGGGUAAUUAGGAAAGCUUUUAAACUAUCCCUUUGUUAUGAUGAAAUUGCUGUUAGAUGGAAGUAUAAGGAUACAAAUAGAAAAUUACUGAAAAAAAAUUCUCAAAAAACUGGACAAGAAUUCUCGCUUUCUAAUUGUUGCACACUAUGGUUUCUGGUGGUUUAGUGGCAUUUGAAAAUGAAAGCUGAUUAUGGACUAACAAACUAAUACAGGUCUUUGUAAAAUAUUCAACGCCUUUAAAGAAAGCUGUAAAGAAAUAUAGUGUGUGAGAACUUUUUGCAUGUUCAGUAAUAUUCUUCAAUUCUUUGUCCAUCAAGCAAGUUUGGCAAGAAUAAUAUAAAUAAUCAUAUUCAUGUACCUUAGUUAUGGUCUGGAGGAAUGAGGAUGUAGUUUAUUCUUCAAGUUGACAUUGGUAUGUGACUUUUCAACACAAAUGGUAACUUAGUGUGGUAAGGGCAAACUGGGGUACUGUAUGUACUGGAUAUCUUGACUGCAGCUGACAGAUAUGAUAAGUAGUUUACGUAUCAUGGUCACCACUAACCCUGAACUAGAUCUGGGCACCAGCUAAAAGGUCAGAGUUCUUAAACUUUCAGUGACUACUAGAGUACUGAAGUUCUGCAAACCACAUAAUUUUUGCUUUCUUCUGUUUAAAAAAAAAAAAAAAGUAAAUGAAGGACAGAUCUUCCUCUAAAUGCGUAAAUUCUUUCUUGGAAGCAUUGAACACAACAGUACAUUUUUUGUUGUAAAUUAUUGCCAUUUGCCUCCCAUGUAACUUAUCAGUGGAUUAGAUUUAUAUUUUGACUACUGUUAGAUAUAUUGAAAAUAAAAUUUUAAUGUUUCUGUGUCUAAAAGUGCAAAGGUAAUGCUUAGCUCAAGUGUUAUUUUUGAAGAAUGUGUAGGGGGAAACUACUUACGCCACAGAAGUGGUUCUGCACCACAGUCCUUUUAUAGUUAAUUAGUAUAAGAGAGUGAUUCUGGAAAAACACAGUGACCUGUAAAGGCUGGAAGAAAGUUGAGAGGCAGACUUGGUUAUCUAUGUAUCUUUAUGGUGAGAAGUAAACUUACAAGCUUUUUUUUUUUGUCAAUUGAUGUAUUUUUAGGGCAAAAUGCAUUAUGAGAACUAAUUCUAGCCAUGAAUGACUUCAGUUGAAUCUAAAGUACUUGAUAUCAUUUACAUAUAGAUACGUAAUAGAUUUUGCCAUUUAUACCUUAAAUUAGUGUUGAACCCUGGGCAAGACUAAGUGCAAGGUUUGUAGACAUGUCCAAAUGGGAAGCAAGUGUGGUUGGGAUGUUCAGCAGCCAUAAUGCUGCAUGUUAUAUGCACAAUGUGAUAGUUCUGUAAUAGGUACUUAAAAAAUCUUUGAUCCCCUUUUAAACUGCUACAGGAUGUUUAAUUUACUACACAGAUGUAGCAUGAAGAGGGCUCUGUUGUCCUCCUCCCUUGUCUGAAAAGACUUGGCUGUUAAGGGUAACUUGUGAUGCAUUCUCUUGCAAGAGCAUCUUAAAGGUCUCUUCUUGCUCUUUCCCGUAUUGGUGUAGCUAUUGGCUUCCUCUGUAAAGCAAUAGUUGAUCUUAAACUUUCAAAACAGCCAUGCUUCUUUCUGCCUUUUACUGAGGAUGAUGAUGUAAAUGAUAAAUAGUUCUUACACAUAAUCUUAGUACAAUUUUAAAAAUGGAUUCAAUGAACUUUUCAAUUUUGGUAAGAAUUUAGGACAUCAGAAUUUGGGAACAAGUGCUGAUUAUACUAAGGAGCCUAUUUAUACUUAAUAGCAGUCAAUAAUUACUGAGUUUUGGAAGUACUGUAUUCCGUCAUCCUAUCUCACUGUGCAAAAAGAUGCUUUGCUAUGAGCUGGCUGAAACUGACACUGAAGAUUAUUACAGGUGUGCAAGGCUUGGAUACAGAGAUGGUAUCUUGAUGUUAAACUAGUAUGCCUGUUUAUUACUGCCGUUGGUCUAAUAAGAUACCAUCUCAGCCUACAAACCUAGCUAUGUCCUUAAACCAUGGUGGCUACUUUGGCAUAAGAGUAUAUGUGAGACACCAGGAUGUGACUUCUCAGUCUUUGGCAGCUCCAGGACUCUGCAGCAGUGCACAAAGCUAGGAGGAAGAAGAGUUUUCUUUUCCUGUAUUUGCAUUCUCACCCCUUCUUGUGACUGUCCUUGAUCCAUGCGCUGCUGUUCAGAAAUAGCUGCUGUUAUCUCAUGCUUUGUUUUUGGUAUUAAUACACUUGUGUUCAAAUACAACAAAGUGACUUGUGAUUUGAAGGGGAAAACCUUAAUUCUGGGUAAUGUUAUCUUUUUCUGUCCCAUGUGCUGUGGUCUUAAUCAAGGAAUUAGAUGUCUAGUGGCUGUUAAUGUCCAUUUAAUAGUGAUUAGAACACUCUUCAGACUUUCACUGCGACUAUCUUCCUAUGAAAAUCAAAAAGCUAAGCUGUAAUUUUCAUAGAAAUGCAACUUUUGGGCAGUAGUACUUUACUUUGGGUCUUCUUGCAGGAUUGGUCUUGGGGAGCAGCAAGAGAGCCUGGCAGCUGUUGUAAUCUAUAAUCCUAAGGAAUGGGGGCAGUGGGAAGAGCGUCUCUGCUGCUGUCGUCAGACUUUUUCUCCCGGGAGAGGACGUUACUCUUCUAUUUCUCUUACUUUGGAUUCUUACUUUGGAUUUCUUCUCCGUACUGCCUACUCCACCCAGUGAGAGUUUCCUUCCAGACUUUGGGAAUUGCGCUGCUGACGUUCCAGCAGCAGCAGGAACACUUCAUCCAUUUCCAAAGCUCCUCAAGUGCUGACCUUCUUUAUCUAUUAAGUUAUUAUAAACUUUUGCUGCUCUGCGAACACAUAAAGAUGUCUCGCAGCCCUGAUGCUAAGGAAGACCCUGUGGAAUGCCCCCUUUGCAUGGAGCCUCUGGAGAUUGAUGACAUCAACUUCUUCCCUUGCACCUGUGGCUACCAAAUCUGUCGUUUCUGUUGGCAUCGUAUCCGCACUGAUGAGAAUGGACUUUGUCCUGCUUGCAGAAAGCCAUAUCCAGAAGAUCCAGCAGUGUACAAACCACUCUCCCAGGAAGAGCUGCAAAGGAUAAAAAAUGAAAAGAAACAGAAACAAAAUGAGAGGAAACAAAAGAUAUCAGAGAAUCGCAAACAUUUGGCCAGUGUACGGGUUGUACAGAAGAAUCUUGUCUUCGUGGUAGGGUUAUCUCAGCGCCUAGCAGACCCAGAGGUUUUGAAACGACCAGAAUAUUUUGGGAAGUUCGGUAAAAUACAUAAAGUUGUAAUUAAUAACAGCACAUCAUAUGCAGGCUCACAGGGUCCAAGUGCCAGUGCAUAUGUAACCUACAUCCGGUCAGAAGAUGCUCUCAGAGCCAUACAGUGUGUCAAUAAUGUGGUGGUAGACGGCAGAACACUUAAGGCAUCACUAGGUACAACAAAAUACUGCAGUUAUUUUCUAAAAAAUAUGCAGUGUCCAAAACCAGACUGUAUGUAUCUACACGAGCUAGGAGAUGAAGCAGCCAGUUUCACAAAAGAAGAAAUGCAGGCGGGUAAGCACCAAGAAUAUGAACAGAAACUACUGCAAGAACUAUACAAACUAAACCCCAACUUUCUUCAGUUAUCUACGGGUACAGUUGACAAGAACAAGAACAAAGUGACAGCACUGCAGAGGUACGAUGCACCCAACAGUAAUAACAAAGAUGCCUGGCCAUCAUUACAGAGUUCAAGUAAAUCAGCCAACGGCUUAACAAUGGAACACAGGAAAACGCCUCCUAUAUUAGAAAAUGGCACAGACUCAGAACACAUGACUCCAGAUGGUGCAGACUCAGAUUUCGGCCCUAUCGACAAACCUUCAGAUUCCCUCAGUAUAGGAAACGGUGACAGCUCCCAGCAGAUAACAAACAGUGACACACCUUCGCCACCGCCUGGUUUAACAAAACCCAAUCCAGUCAUACCCAUCAGUUCAUCUAACCACAGUGCACGGUCUCCUUUUGAAGGAGCUGUAACAGAAUCACAGUCACUCUUCUCUGACAACUUCCGGCACCCUAACCCCAUCCCUAGUGGGCUUCCUCCGUUCCCCAGUUCUCCACAGACUUCAAAUGACUGGCCUACAGCACCAGAACCACAGAGCCUCUUCACAUCAGAAACUAUACCAGUAUCUUCCUCCACAGACUGGCAAGCGGCUUUUGGGUUUGGUUCCUCCAAACAGCAAGAGGACGACUUAGGGUUUGACCCCUUUGACGUCACCCGCAAAGCCUUAGCAGACCUGAUUGAGAAGGAACUGUCAGUUCAAGACCAACCUUCGCUCUCGCCCACAUCUCUUCAGAACCCUUCCCCACACACUACAACUGCCAAAGGGCCAGGCUCUGGAUUUCUGCAUCCUGCUGCACCCACAAAUGCCAACUCUCUCAGUAGCACCUUUCCAGUCAUGCCACAGAGGUUCCCACAGUUUCAACAACAUCGAGCAGUUUACAACUCCUUCAGUUUUCCAGGCCAAGCAGCUCGCUAUCCUUGGAUGGCCUUUCCACGCAAUAGCAUCAUGCACUUGAACCACACAGCAAAUCCCACCUCAAAUAGUAAUUUCUUGGACUUGAAUCUCCAACCACAACACAGCACAGGUCUGGGAGGGAUCCCUAUAUCAGACAACAGCAGUUCUGUAGAGAGUUUAAAUAUGAAGGAAUGGCAGGACGGGCUAAGGGCACUUCUACCGAACAUUAACAUCAGCUUUGGUGGACUGCCCAAUGCUUCCUCCCCCUCCAACGCCAACCACAGUGUACCAACGUCCAACACUGCCACCACCGACAGCCUGAAUUGGGACAGCUCUGGCAGCUGGAUGGACCCCGCAAUCAUCACAGGUAUCCCAGCCUCCACAGGAAACAGUUUAGACACCCUUCAAGAUGACAAUCCUCCACAUUGGCUAAAAUCUCUUCAGGCCCUCACAGAGGUGGACGGCCCCAGUGCAGCGCCGUCACAGACGCACCACAGUAACCCCUUCGGCACACAGAUCCCUCUGCACAGAGCCAGUUGGAACCCCUACUCUCCUCCUUCAAACCCAACCAGUUUCCAUUCCCCACCCCCAGGCUUUCAGACAGCCUUCAGACCCCCCAGUAAAACCCCCACAGAUCUACUACAGAGCUCAGCGCUGGAUCGUCAUUAGGAAAGGAGGAAAAAAAAAAAAAAACAACCAACGUUAGAAAUGCAGGAAGUGUCCCACCCCAACUCCUCCCCACACCCACCUACUGUUCCCUGUCAUAUCUUUCUUUCUGAAGAAUCCAGUUCCUGAUCAAACCUCCCCCCCAAAUGCAAUGCCAUCACAGGGUCGUGGCCGGAUCUUUUCAUUAAGUUUCUGCUGAGCCGGUGUUUGAAAUGCACUGUUGGAAAUAACUUCUAAACAUUCUAAGGAAAAAAAAGAAAGAGAGAAAUCCAAAUGCAGUCUCAAUGCUUAAGGAGAAUAUUACUGUCUUAUGUCUUUUGCACAUGAGUAUUCCUGCCUAGUGGAAAAGCGUCAGUCUACAAUAGGGGAAAAAUGCAAUGCAGAACCAAAAGCAGAAAUACGAAAAAGGUAUUUAAUUUAAAUGAAGUUACUGAGCAUGUGGGGCAAGCAGUGGCCUACCAUUUAUUUUGCAUUCAGUGUGGCACUAAACAGGGAAAUUGCUGUUUUUUUUUUUCUUUUUGGAAAAGAGGACUUUGUGUCACUCAGUAAGAGGUCUGACAUGAAGCGUGUUGAGAGCCAAAACACUUAUAGCGCUGAGUAAAUGGCAUGUUGCUGAGGAGUGGUUUAGAGACAGGAGAUUAAGAUUUUCUUCUUUAAUUUUGGCUUUAGAUUUAAAGUAAACUUUAAUGUUUUAAAAGUAUUCACAGAUUUAAUACCUAGCAUAUACAUAAUAUAAUUAUAAGCAGCUGAAACACGAGUGAUAUUUACUUCAGUCUUUCUGUCUCCUCUGUCAGUCUCUCUUUCUUUUUUUUUUUUUUUGAACAAAGAUUCACCUGAUUGGGGCACUCUGGGAUAGCACUGCAUUGGGGCCACAUGAUCACCAUCAGGAGCAACCUCUGACCUCCUCUGCCUGCAGCUUUUACUUAACCCUGUAGUUUCUGGACGUUUGUGCAGUAUUGAAAAGACAGGAAAAAGAAACAGAUAAACAUGGUUAUAACCUGACGCUAAAACUAAAACCAAGGAAAUGUACCUCUUUCUUCAGAAUUAAAACUAAAAUCUUAAAUAAAACAGAGAACUUGAUGAUGA